Molecule: messenger RNA, 2583 nt
Organism: Closterium sp. Yama58-4
Lineage: Eukaryota; Viridiplantae; Streptophyta; Zygnematophyceae; Desmidiales; Closteriaceae
Source: the annotation of a GenBank genome assembly
AUGGGAGGUGGCGGAAACGAGGAGAGAGGUGAGGGGACAGGUGAGGGUAGGGAGGAGAACAGGAUUUGCAACGGCGGUGGGGAUUCUAUUGGUGGUACAUAUGCUGAUUAUGUGCUCCGGUGCGGUGCCGAUAGGGGAGAGUGGAGAGGGGCUAGAGGAGGAGAGGGCGAGAGGAGAGGAGGAAGGAAAAGAGUAGCGGACAGCAGUGGGGACGCAGCAGAGGGGAGCAGUGGCGAGGAAACGGAUGGGUGCAGAUGGGUGGCAGAGACGAGUGAGAAGCUGAUGGCUCUGGUGGAAAGAAGGGUCGGGCAGGUGAAUGAGGCAGAGGUAGCGUCUGCAGCAGAGGCGAGACCCACGCAUGGGAGUUGUGAAGUGGGAGAGAAUGAGAGGGGUGAGACGGACGAGAGAUGGAGGGAAGAGCAGGGUCAACGAAUAGGGCAGCCGAGAAGAGGGGAGGCUUCGAGAGAAGCUGUAGAGGGCUUGUCUGUUCUGUCAGAGCCCCUAGUGGUGGAGCGGUGUAGAGAGCGGUACAAAGCGAAUGUGGCGCGGUGCCUGGGGGAGAUUGCCAAGGGGGAGAGCUAUGAGCUCUGCCUCACCACCCGCCUUGAAAGUGAAUCUCAGCCGUCGGAUCCACUCGGGGCGUAUCUACGGCUGAGGGAACGAAACCCUGCUCCAUUUGCGGCUUGGAUGUGUAUGGGAGAGAUAAGUCAAUACUCCAUAAGUGAGGGGAGAGAAGAGGAGUUGGAGGAACAGGAGGCUGUGGGAGUGGAGAAAGAACCGAAGGGUGGGGGGAAAGAGGAGAAUAAGUCGCAGGUGCAGCAGCACAACCACCCCGCUGUGCUCCGUGCCCCCUUUGCCCUCUGCUGCUCCUCCCCGGAGCGGUUCCUGCGGGGCGACAGGCAGGGCAUGCUGUGGGCCAAGCCCAUCAAGGGCACUGUGCGGCGGGGAGUGACAGAAGAGGAGGAUGAGCGGCUGAAGCGAGAACUCAUGUGCAGUGACAAGGACAGGGCAGAGAACCUCAUGAUCGUUGAUCUUCUCCGGAAUGAUCUCGGGCGAGUCUCAACCGUUGGAUCGGUGCACGUCCCGUCGCUCAUGGCCGUUGAAUCCUACGCCACUGUUCACCAGCUCGUGAGCACUAUAGCUGCGCAGAGCCGCCCGGACCUCUCCCCACUGGCCUGCAUCCGGGCGGCGUUUCCGGGCGGCUCGAUGACUGGGGCACCGAAAAUAAGAUCUAUGGAGAUCUUGGAUGAGAUCGAAGGGUCGGCAAGGGGGCCGUAUUCGGGAGCCCUGGGGUUUGUUUCGUUUUCGGGCACCUUUGAUUUGAAUAUUGUGAUUCGAACGGCUGUGAUGGGUGGAGAGAUGGGGGAUGGAUUGGAGGGGGAGAAGCGAGCAGGAGAGGAUGGGGAGGCAGAGGAGGGAGUUCCGACUGCUACUUGCCGCUUGGAUCUGCAGAAUCGUGCCGGAGCCACUCUGUUGAGCGGCGCCUCAUCUGCUUCGUCCGCCUCAAAAGCACUCAGCUGUAGCAGCGCCACCCAAUUCCUCGGUUCCUCUCUGCUCCUGCACUCCCUUGGCGGCGAAGGCGCGUGGUCCGGGCAAGCAAGCUCCGCGAGCGGUGCGCGCCGCUCCUGCAGCACGCUCGUCCACGCCAUGGCUGCAGCUGUGCUGCCAAAGAACAGCCCCGUGGUCUCCCCUGGCUGGCUGCAUGACAACCUGUCCAAAGUCAAGGUCCUGGACGCCUCGUGGUACAUGCCUGCGGAGAAACGUCAGCCAUUCGAGGAGUUUCAGCACGGGAGAAUCCCAGGGGCGAUUUUCUUUGAUAUUGACGCCAUUGCUGACCCCACCACUGAUCUUCCCCACAUGCUGCCGACAGAGUCCGCCUUUUCUGCAGCGGCGUCGGCGUUGGGUUUGUCAUCUAGUGACAGCAUAGUGGUGUACGAUGGCAAGGGCAUCUUCAGCGCAGCUAGAGCGUGGUGGAUGUUCCGUGCGUUCGGCCAGCCACGCGUGGCAGUGCUGGACGGCGGGCUGCCAGCGUGGCGGGCGGCAGGCUACCCAGUGGAGGCAGAGACUUCCGACAAGGCGGCCGGGCGGCACAAGGCAGCUGCUACCGCCAUCAAGGACAGCUACUCCACAAAGGCCGCAUCCAACCGCCUCCUCACUUUCAACGCAAAGCUGCAGCCUAACCUCAUCCUAUCCGUUGAUCAGGUGAAGGCCAAUAUCGAGAAUAAGGUGUAUCAACUCAGCGAUGCCCGCUCUGCUGGCAGGUUCAAGGGCAUAGACCCUGAGCCAAGGGCAGGAGUGCGAGGAGGAAGCAUUCCAGGAAGCUUCAAUGUCCCCUUUCCCGAGGUCCUAACCCCACAGGGACAGCUGAAGCCGGCCUCAGACCUCACCCAAGCCUUCAAGAGCGCAGGAGUCAACAUCGAGGACCCCAAGCAGCCUCUAGCCGCUUCGUGCGGCACGGGAGUCACUGCCUGUGUGCUCGCUCUGGCUCUGGCUCGCCUGGGUCGAUGGGACGUUCCCGUGUAUGAUGGCUCGUGGACUGAGUGGGGUAGCCUGCAGGACACCCCCGUUGUCAAGGCCGAGUGA